Molecule: messenger RNA, 1268 nt
Organism: Arabidopsis lyrata subsp. lyrata
Lineage: Eukaryota; Viridiplantae; Streptophyta; Magnoliopsida; Brassicales; Brassicaceae
Product: probable CCR4-associated factor 1 homolog 6
Exons: 2
Coding region: 403-1227 (274 amino acids)
Cellular component (GO): CCR4-NOT complex; P-body; CCR4-NOT core complex
Molecular function (GO): nucleic acid binding; poly(A)-specific ribonuclease activity
Source: RefSeq, a predicted model, not a curated record
GUUGCCAAAUUGUGACACACAAAAAAAGGAACGAUAGUAAUAAGAAUUAGAAAUUGUCACAAGUACACAGAAACAAGAAAACUUGUGGAGAACAAAAAAAUAUCGGAUUCAGAACAGAGAAAAAUAUUAAAAAAAAAUUAGAAAAGACAAAAUCGAUAAUAAUAUUAUCUCUUCUUCUCUCCUUCCAUUUUCGUUUUCGAUAAACCACCACAUCCUCUGAAACCCUAGCCACGACAAUCGCCGCCGUCUCUAGAAACGUCCAUCUACCUCGGCUUUGUUUAUCAGAUUUGAUGAAACCAGAUCGGGUCUACCUCUAGAUCCGUUCUAGGUUUUUGAUUAUCACCGUCUUAUCAUCAUUAUCAUCAUCAAUCCAGAUGCUCACCAAACUCGUCAUUCAUAGACAUGUCUCUGUUUCUGAAAGACGAUUCGAUUCAAAUUCGCGAAGUAUGGAACGAUAACCUUGAAGAAGAAAUGGAUCUGAUCCGAGAUGUCGUCGACGAUUUCCCUUACGUCGCCAUGGAUACUGAGUUCCCCGGAAUCGUCGUUCGACCUGUCGGAACAUUCAAAUCCAACGCUGAUUACCACUACGAAACCCUGAAGACGAACGUCAACAUCCUCAAGAUGAUCCAGCUUGGCCUCACUUUCUCCAAUGAACAAGGCAACCUCCCAACCUGUGGAACAGGCAAGUAUUGCAUCUGGCAAUUCAAUUUCCGAGAAUUCGAUGUCAAUUCCGAUAUCUUCGCUCUCGAUUCCAUCGAGCUUCUCAAACAAUCGGGCAUCGACUUAGCGAAAAACACGCAAGACGGGAUCGACUCCAAGAGAUUCGCAGAGCUCUUAAUGUCCUCAGGGAUUGUGCUGAACGAAAACGUGCAUUGGGUUACAUUUCACAGUGGAUACGAUUUCGGAUACUUGCUAAAGCUCUUGACUUGCCAAAACCUGCCGGAUUCGCAAACAGACUUCUUCAAGCUGAUCAAUGUUUAUUUUCCGACGGUGUAUGACAUUAAACACCUGAUGAAGUUCUGCAACAGCCUUCACGGUGGUCUGAACAAGCUUGCGGAGUUGCUUGAAGUGGAGAGAGUUGGGAUCUGUCACCAAGCUGGUUCGGAUAGUUUACUAACGUCAUGUACUUUCAGAAAGCUCAAGGAGAAUUUCUUCGUUGGUCCGUUGCAGAAAUAUUCUGGUGUUUUGUAUGGAUUAGGUGUUGAAAAUGGUCAGGUUGCUAUCUAAAAAAGAAAUGAAAUAAAAAUUCCUUAAAAACUGUUUCUCUU